This is a messenger RNA of Lodderomyces jiufengensis, 3126 nucleotides long. It is a transcript of the gene CHS1, whose product is annotated as chitin synthase. Gene Ontology annotation, molecular function: chitin synthase activity. NCBI's taxonomy places the organism in Eukaryota, Fungi, Ascomycota, Pichiomycetes, Serinales, Debaryomycetaceae. The record is from RefSeq and is a predicted model, not a curated record. The transcript has a single exon. Bases 1 to 3126 code for a protein of 1041 amino acids. Gene Ontology annotation, cellular component: cell periphery; cell septum.
AUGAAUAACCCCUUUGAAGAUGAUGAAAAUGGUCAUCAAUCAAAUCAAUCUAAUUUUUCAAUUCCAAAAGUACCAUUUUCAGCAUAUACAAAUAAUUAUAAAAAAUCAAAAAGGUAUGAGCCAUUAGAUGAUAGUGAUGAUGAAGAAUUUAAUCAAGUAUACAAACACAACAACAAAACUAAACAAAAUGAAGAAUUUGUAGGAUUUCCUACGUCAGAAAUUGGAUAUCAAAAUCAUAAUAGUAAUAAACUGUCUCCAAAUAUUUUCUCAAAAAGUACAUCUAAAGCAAACAAUUAUAAAAAUUCACCCUUUAUAGGAACUACUCCAAUUUUGGAAUUUAAUGGAUUAAACAAUCAUAAUAACAAUUUAGAUUCAACGCCGAGAGCUCAGUAUGCAUCAAAAGAAUCACCCAAAAGAAUAAGAAAUACUGAAGUAUCAAUUAACAACUUAAAUGAAGAUCAUCAAGAAUACGAAUCAACUCUUAAUGGGUCACCAAUAAGAAAUUCAUUACAAGAAAGUACAAUUAGUAGUCAAAGAUAUUUAGAUCCACCAAAACCAAUUUUUUCACCAGAAACAUUUGAAAAAUCUAAUAAUAACGAUGAUCAAAAUACAUUAAAUGAACAUUAUAUAAACAACCAAGAAUUGGAUGAAAAACUAUAUGGACACGCUGAAUCAAAAUCAUUAUAUUCAGAAUCAACAGCAUAUAGUGGUAGUUCUUACCUAUCUAAUCCAACUGAUGAAUCACAAUAUUUUGGACAAUCCAUAGAUGGAAAUAUAAUGCAAAAUGUAGAGCAUAAUAUAGAGGAAGGUUAUGUACCAAAUAGAAACAAAUUUUUAACAAAAAGAAAAGUUCGGAUAGUUGGUGGUAAAACUGGAAAUUUAGUAUUGGAAAAUCCUAUACCUAAUGAACUAAGAAAAGUUUUAACAAGAACUGAAUCACCAUUUGGAGAAUUUACAAAUAUGACAUAUACUGCAUGUACUUCAAAUCCAGAUAAUUUUGUUGAAGAUGGGUUCACAUUAAGAGCUGCAAAAUAUGGUAGAGAAACUGAGAUUGUUAUUUGUAUUACGAUGUAUAAUGAAGAUGAAUUUGCAUUUGCAAGAACAAUGCAUGGGGUUAUGAAAAAUGUUGCUCAUUUGUGUUCAAGACAUAAAUCAAAAGUUUGGGGAAAAGAUAGUUGGAAGAAAAUUCAAGUUAUAAUAGUUGCUGAUGGUAGAAAUAAAGUUAAUGAUUCUGUAUUAGAACUAUUAACGGCAACUGGUUGUUAUCAAGAUAAUUUAUCACGUCCUUAUGUAAAUAAUAAUAAAGUUAAUGCUCAUCUUUUUGAAUAUACUACACAAAUAUCAAUUGAUGAAAAUUUAAAAUUUAAAGGUGAUGAAAAAAAUUUAGCUCCAGUGCAAGUAUUAUUUUGUUUAAAAGAACAAAAUCAAAAAAAAAUAAAUUCACACAGAUGGUUAUUUAAUGCAUUUUGUCCAGUUUUAGAUCCAAAUGUGAUAAUCUUAUUAGAUGUAGGUACCAAACCAGAUAAUCAUGCAAUUUAUAAUUUAUGGAAGGCUUUUGAUAAAGAUUCAAAUGUUGCUGGAGCAGCAGGAGAAAUUAAAGCUAUUAAAGGUAAAGGUUGGAUAAACUUAACAAAUCCAUUAGUUGCUUCUCAAAAUUUUGAAUAUAAAUUAUCAAAUAUAUUGGAUAAACCAUUAGAAUCAUUAUUUGGUUAUAUUUCAGUUUUACCAGGUGCUUUAUCAGCUUAUCGUUAUAUUGCAUUAAAAAAUCAUGAAGAUGGAACUGGUCCAUUAGCAUCAUAUUUUAAAGGUGAAGAUCUAUUAAAAUCUCAUGAAAAAGACAAAGAAAAUACUAAAACCAAUUUUUUUGAAGCAAAUAUGUAUUUAGCGGAAGAUCGUAUAUUAUGUUGGGAAUUAGUUUCUAAAAAAAAUGAUAAUUGGGUUUUAAAAUUUGUUAAGCUGGCAACUGGAGAAACUGAUGUACCAGAAACAAUUUCAGAAUUUUUAGCACAAAGAAGACGUUGGAUAAAUGGUGCAUUUUUUGCUGCUUUGUAUUCGUUAUAUCACUCAAAUAAAAUUUGGUAUACUGAUCACUCUUAUGCAAGAAAAUUUUGGCUUCAAGUUGAAUUUAUAUAUCAAACAAUUACCUUGGUUUUUUCAUUCUUUUCAUUAAGUAAUUUUUAUUUAACAUUUUAUUUUUUAACUGGUUCACUUGUUCAUUAUAAAAACAUUGGUCAUAAUGGAGGAUUUUGGAUUUUUACAUUAUUCAACUACUUAUGUAUUUGUGUUUUAACAUCAUUAUUUAUUGUUUCAAUUGGUAAUAGACCACAUGCAUCUAAGAAUAUUUUCAAAGCUUUAAUUAUUUUAUUAACUAUUUGUGCAUUAUAUGCUUUAAUUGUUGGUCUUGUAUUUGUCAUCACAACAAUCCAACAAUUUGGAGUUGAUGGUGGUACUUCAACAUAUGUAUUAAUCAGUAUUGUGGUAUCUUUGCUUUCAACUUAUGGAUUAUACACCCUAAUGUCUUUCUUAUACUUGGAUCCUUGGCAUAUGUUUACUUGUCUGUUACAGUAUUUUUUAAUGAUUCCUUCAUAUACUUGUACAUUACAAAUAUUUGCAUUUUGUAAUACUCAUGAUGUUUCUUGGGGUACAAAAGGUGAUAAUAAUCCACAAGAAGAUAAGUCAAAUCAGUAUAUUAUUGAACAAAAUGAUGAAGGUGAAUAUGAAGCAAUUGUAAUGGAUGUAAAUAUUGAUGAAGUUUAUCUUGAGUCACUUUAUAAUAUUCGUGCUAAAAGAUCUGGUAAAAAGAUGAAACCAACAAAAAAGCCAAGAGCUGUACUAGAUGGUGAUGAUUAUGCCAAAGAUGUACGUACAAGAGUAGUUUUAUCCUGGCUAAUUGCAAAUUUAGUCUUUAUAAUGACUAUGGUACAAGUAUAUAAACCAGGAGAUACAGCAAAAAAUAUUUAUUUGGCAUUUAUAUUAUGGACUGUUGCAAUACUAUCUUUGUUCAGAGCUUUGGGAUCUUUGGGAUAUUUAAUUCAAAAUUAUGCAAGAAGUAUUGUGGAAGUGAAAAGUAAAUGGGUCAGUAAAAGACAAGGAUAUACUGUACCGUCUCAUAAUAUAAUGAAUUAA